Molecule: messenger RNA, 3357 nt
Organism: Cylas formicarius (sweet potato weevil)
Lineage: Eukaryota; Metazoa; Arthropoda; Insecta; Coleoptera; Brentidae
Gene: stumps
Product: phosphoinositide 3-kinase adapter protein 1
Exons: 12
Coding region: 233-3133 (966 amino acids)
Cellular component (GO): cytosol
Molecular function (GO): transmembrane receptor protein tyrosine kinase adaptor activity; fibroblast growth factor receptor binding
Source: RefSeq, a predicted model, not a curated record
CUUCGAUUGGGCUUGAUACGUCACGGUUGACGCACGUCCAGCGUGUGAAUAAUAGACCUGAAGCAGUCAGUACGCGCACUUGAUCGAAUUGUGCGACGUUUGUUGUGUGACGAUUUCGAGCGCUAGAACCCCCGUCAGCUUCGAAAAGGGAAGUCCGAAUGGCCUUUCCAGUCACGUCGGUUUAAAAUUAGAAGGCGUUUUCAAGCACCGACCAGCAUCGCAUUCGAAAACAAUGGAUCUCGACAAUCCGAGUUACUUCUCGCUGGCCGCCGAAGAAAGAGCGAUUCUGCGAAGAAAGGAGAGCUCGUCGGUGACGUCACUCGCUCGCCAGUUGACGCCCCCGAGGGGAACCCGUAGGGAGUUGUGGAACUUGCUCAGGUCGACGAGCACCAACUCCGCGGACUCCAACCAGGAGUUGCUCAUCAUGGGCGAGCCGCGUCUGAGCGACAUGGACCCCGAUUUGGCGUUCAAGCACCCCACGAAACCGAACCCGGCGAAAAGGCACCAGGAAAACGGUCAUUCUGACCUCAUGUACCUCCCGCUACCGACGUCGGAGGAAGCCGCCGACGAGUUGGACAACGACGAGGUUUUUAUCAGCGAAGACUCCGCGAGGUACUACAACUUCAGUGCGGCGAAGAGGAUCGCUAACGGAAACAUCAGUCCGAGGAGGCAUUCGAUCGGAAACUUCUCCGGGAGGGACCGGACGAAUAGUGUUGCCUCCUCUUCGAAGAGUUUCAGGGAAGACUUCAGCCAGAUGGUGCAGGAGAGUGAAGUGGCGUCGCCCAUCGACGAACACUCGCUGAGGCACAAGUCCUUCCCCAGAAAACGCUGCCUCAAGUGCGCAAAGGGCACACUCACGAGACCGAACAACGCUAACAUGGACGAUAUUUUGAUCGUCUCGCUGAAAUGCAGCGAAGCCGCGGCCCUGUGGGUCGAAUACUUUACCAAUUAUUUCCAGCAGAUCAGCAAACAGGCCAACCGGAAACCUUUCAAGAUACAAAACUUGGGCCUGGAAGACCUUUUGACGAACAAACCGCAAGAAAAGGACUUCCACGAGAAGACCAGCGGGGUGAAACUCCAGCUGGUCGUGGUAUGCCCGAGCUUCUUGGAGUUCGUUGCCGAACACUGCGACGGAGUUUCCGAAUUAACGAAGAUCCUUCAGCACGACAGGACGUUGGCGCUUCUUCUGGGAGUGUCGGAUGCCGACCUAACCGAAACCCACAAAAAAGCGUUGCCGACGUACCAUCAAUGGCAGAGACAGUCCGUUGGCCAGGACCAAGACGAGACCUUCACCAAGGAGUUCUUGGGCCACGCGAUGACAAUCCUGUCGAAAAUCUGGAAACAGCAGAGCUCCGUGAUGGCGCAGGAGAAGGCGUGCUUCUCGGUCACCCCGAAAAAGAUACGGCAGGGCCAGAAUAGCGUGUUCGUCCUGCUCGCUUACCCCCUGCAGAAGGACGACAUCGUGAAAAUAUCGAUCGAGCGCAACGGCGACCUCCAGGAGGUGAAAUCGGUGAAGAGACGCAACCCGUACGUGAUAAAAAUCACCGUACCGGAAAAUCUGACCGACGUCACGUCGAUAGUCAACGUCCUGGUGGAGAAGAACGGGAGCAUAAUCGGGAGCAGACCGAUCAAGUGCGAGAGCCGCCUGCGCGAGCUCGAGCAGAUUUUGCGGUCCAGCGAUAACCCCGUCGAUUUCAUGUGCCAGACUCUUGGAUUCACGCCGGCUGAUAGAGAACAUUUAGACAAUUGGCUGGUCCACGGGUUCCAGAAAAAUCUACCCCCCCACUUCAAUUUGUUGUCCAAUCACAGUACACCGUUCGCCGCCACUGUACCAGUCCAUAAACACAGCAACGAAGAGUUUCCCACCCUGCUUCAUUUCGCGGCCAAAUUCGGCCUGGAAAAAUUGGCGGUCCAGCUGCUCGACUGUCCAGGCGCCGACGUCGCCUAUGAAAUCCGGAACGUCUUCGAUUUGACCCCGCUGGAAAUCGCAGAGAACGGCGGGUUCGCCCAGCUCUCUAGCAUGCUCAGGGGGUACAUGAACAUGAACGAGGUCACCACCAUGUACACGAAACUGAAGGAGAUGAGUCUACGGCAGAGGUCCCCCGAUGAAGACGGCUACCUGGCGCCGAAAAGCGUCGUCCAAGAGUUCUACAAAAUGUGCCCCGCCCCUAGACCCGUCGUACACAGAUCUCCAUUAACCACACCCUCUAGCGAGUACGGCAGCAACCUGUACAUGGCGAUGAGCACACCCGGCCACGCCCCCACAGCAUCGGCAGACGGCGUGCCGUCCACUUCCGCCGUGCCGAUAUCCGAAUCGAGAGAGGAGCCGAACAAAAAGUCGGACAGCGCGAAGAAAGAGCACAAAUCGAAGCACCACAAGAAAAUCGACGUCGUCGAGGACAAAGUGCAGAAGGAGCUGGCAGAAAUCAUCAACGACUUCAAGAACAACGUGCACUCGUUGCCCCAGGUCGAGAAGCUGGUGGAGGACUGGAAGAACCGCAACGACGUGCAGAAGUCGUUCAAGGAGAAGCAGGAGCAGCUGACGGAGAUGCGGCUGCGCUACGAGAAGAUACAGCAGGAGAUGAAGAACGCGAUGAAGAAGCCGACGCCUUUCGACCGCAUUAAGCGGCUGUUCUCGAGGCACAAGAGUCACAGCGUUGAAGAAGUCAUUUCCACGCCCGCAACGGCGCUGAAUCAGAGUUCGAGACCCAUCAGCAGUCUCAGCACUUCCUCGAGCGGCUCAUCGGGCAGGAUGAGCACCAUAAGCGGGUGCAGCUUGGGAGACAGCGGAACCCACUCAGAUAACGAAGAAAGGAAGAUGAUGUUGGGCAGCAGCCACAACGAGAACGACUUCAAGUGCGAGCUGGACAAAGCGAUUAUGCAGCUAAAUUAUACGCCGGUGCCGGUUCCGAAACCGGUAAAAUUUUCGGCCAUGCACCACUUCGAGACGAUCGAAGAGAAGCCGGUUACCAGGCCGACCAACCUACCACUGAACGAUCAGUUUUACAUCCAGUUUCCUCCCAACGGAUUACCGGUACCAGGUAAUGAGGAGUCUCCCGGCAACGAGUACAUGAACGUUUCGUCUACCCCCGACGGUCACGAAUAUAUGAACUUCAAGCUACCUUCUGCGUGAAAACGCGCGCACAGUCUUGGUAAUAAACAGUUCUGAAUGUCUAUAAGUUUCUUUCAAAGUAUUUAUGUAUGGAUAUUUAUUUAUUGUUUUCGUUUUAAUGCAUCAUCACGUUUUGUAUUUUAUGUAAUUUUAUAUUUUUUGUAUAGUAAAAUGUAUUAAUAAAAGACGUAUAGUAUUAUUCAUAUACCUAUUAGACAAUAUAGUGGCCUUAGUACAACAAAAAU